Misgurnus anguillicaudatus (oriental weatherfish) is the source of this 1736-nucleotide messenger RNA. It is a transcript of the gene adipoqa, whose product is annotated as adiponectin, C1Q and collagen domain containing, a. Gene Ontology annotation, molecular function: protein binding. NCBI's taxonomy places the organism in Eukaryota, Metazoa, Chordata, Actinopteri, Cypriniformes, Cobitidae. The record is from RefSeq and is a predicted model, not a curated record.
GCAUGUCAAGUUAGAUAUUUUUAGUAGUGGCUAAUAGAGCAAUGGGUUGAACAAACUCUCCAAAAGGCAACAGGACAAGACACACAAAGGCUUGUAAAGACACAGUUUAGAUGAACAGAUCGCAUGGCUCUUAUGAUGAAAACUACAUGGAAAGCUGUGCUUUUGGUGGUGAUUGCAGUCAUACUAGGCGUCUCUCAUCAAGAGAGCACAGAGUUGACUGAGCAGGGCACCAAAGAACCCUGUGCCCGCUGGAUGAGGGGUGUUAAUGGCACCCCUGGGUUUAACGGGGUGCAUGGGCGAGACGGGCAUGAUGGUCGUGAUGGGGAGAAGGGAGAUAUUGGAGAUCCAGGCUCCAAUGGGCCAAAUGGAGAGCCUGGUGAGCCAGGUGAUGAGGGACCUGGAGGAAAAAGAGGGUUUCCAGGAAACCCGGGUCAAAAAGGAGAGAUUGGAGAGAGUUUAUUCCCCUACCACUCAGCAUUUAGUAUGGGACUCACCCAUCAAAUCACCUCCGCCAGUGGAGCUCCCAUUCGCUUUACCGAGACCUACUACAAUGAGCAACACCACUAUAAUGAGAUCUCUGGAAAAUUUCGCUCCACCGUCCCUGGGAUCUACUAUUUCACUUAUCACCUUACCGUAUACGGGAAGGAGGCCAAGGUAGCCUUGUUCCAAAAUGGCAGGAUUGUGGCUUUUACGCUGGACCAGUAUCACAGUGGAAAUCUGGAUCAGGCCUCAGGAGCGGCGAUUUUAAACCUAGCGGCUGGAGAUGAGAUUUGGCUACAGCUGUAUGGUGAAGAUACGCUUGAUGCGGGGAUUUACGCUGAUAACAAUUACAGCUCUACCUUCAGCGGUUUCCUAUUGACUCCUAAAAUCCUAAGCAGCCCAUAUGACAACCGUAGGCGCUAAAAUGGUCCGUGAAAUGAAGGAGAACGGGGCUAGUUGUUUAUCACUAGUCAAAAGCUUGACUUUACAGAUAUUGGGUUUUUGUUGCAGUGUUUCUUUCCGCUAUUCUGUCAUCAUUUAUUCACCCUCAAGUUGUUCCAAAUUUUUUUUCUUCUGCUGAACACAAAAGAAGAUAUUUUGAGCAAUGUUUGUAACCAAACUGUUUGAGCACCACUGAUGUGUUUUUCUUUCUUACUAUGGAAGUCAAUGGUGCUCCUGUUUCGUGCUUGAUUGCAAAUAUCUUCCUUUGGGUUCAGCAAAACAAAUAAACCAUACAGGUUUGGAACAACUUAAGGGUGAGUAAUAGCAGAAUUUGAAUUUUUAGGGGAUCACUUUAAGUCUGACGCCAUACUCAACCGCUUUCGGGUCCAAACACUCAAUAAGAUGCCUAAAGCAAAUAAAAACUAUCCACCUGUUUUUUUAUGUGGGCGCCGCCAUCUUUGAGCUUUCUUGUUUAUGACUUCCGGUGAGCCACUAAAGCUAAUGGUAGUCUAUUGCGAAUGACACAAGUGUGCCGUUUUGACUGGCUGUUUAAUGUUUAUUAUGAAAUUCAGGAAGACCGACAUAAUUUGUGCAGUUGGGGUUGCCAUAAUAGCUAAUACAAAUGCAGUAAAUCUCUACAAAACAUUUGUUUUAACCAUAAUCCAUGCACAAAAACUGAAUGUGUAUGUGGCGCACGUGCACUCAUGAUCUGUAUUUACAAAUCCAUCCAGUAAAACCUUUAACAGAAACUGCCAGUAAAAAAUAAAUACAAUAGUUGAUUAAAACAACUAAUAUUAUGCUGAUAAAAAUAUGCU